CAGGGCCACGCCACAGUGCCCAGUGCACGCGACGGGACAGGACGCGGCAGAGCGGUGCUGUGAGGAGCCCCCGCACAGCGCACUCGUUUGUGUCGGACCCGGAGCUUUUCUGAGCCGUUAUUCCUACAGGUGACCUCGAGGCCAGACCACAGGACUUGCUGACCUGUGGCCUUGCCAAGGCUUCUUUUCUUAAGGUUCUCUUGAGGGCAGAUUGUGGGACUUGGUGACCCGGAGCUUUUCUGAGGCAUCGCCCAUCCCUGCAGUCACUGCCCUUGAAACCAGACCACAAUCCUUGACGAGGAGCCUCCUGUCCUUGUGGCAGGAGCCCUCAAGACCCAAGUGCAGGACUUGUUGUCCUGCUGUCUUGCCAGGACUUCAGUCUUGCAGGUGCCUUCCAGGCACGACUGCAGGACUUGCUGACUUGAGCUUUCCCAAGCCAUCUCUCCUGCAAGUAGCCAUAAAUCCAGUCCCUGCCAUGGAGCAGCGACCCCCAAGAGUGCCCAAGCUGGCCUGGGUUGAGGAGGAGGAAGGAGAAGGCCCUGGAGCUGUCCCAGCACAGGAGAUUGAAGAGGUGCAGGAGUUCCAGGCACCACAGGAGGGAUGGGAGAGUCCUGAAGAAGAUAUGGAGCAGCGACCCCCAAGAGUGCCCAAGCUGGCCUGGGUGGAGGAGGAGGAAGAGGAAGAAGGCCCUGGAGCUGCCCCAGCACCAGAGACUGAAGAGGUGCAGCAGUUCCAGCCGCUGGAGGAGGAUGCAGCCAUGGACCAGACACAAGAGCAGGAGCCUGCCCGUGGCCUCUUCCACAGAACAGCGCAGCUGGUUUGCAACUUCAUCAAGAGAAUUCGGGAGGAAGGGACCAGUGCCAUGGCCACUGGGGUCAGACCUUAUUCGUACAUCUUCAACACCAAGGCCACUGCUGCCCUGCUGGAUAUGCUUGUAGAGGAGGGUUUUUACAGUCAAAAGCAAGUGCCUGCCAUGGUGAGGUACAUCCACCAGUGGCUCAUGGCCAAUCAGUUCUCUGAGCACAGGCUGAACAGGACCCUGCUGGAUCUGAGCGAGGCACAGCCCACUGACGUGGUCAUUGCUCUCCUGCGUGUGGCCCCAACGUGUGACAGAGCUGCUAUGACCAUGUGGAAGACGAUCUUGUGCUCGCCCAGGACAGCGGAGCAGGCAUACCUGAUAGUCCUCGAUGUGCUGGGGAACUGGCCAGAGCACAGCACGUGCACCUCUGAUGGGGACAACACGGGUGUCUUUGCCCUGGCUGCAACUGUGCUGAUGUGGAAGAUCCUUCAGAUGCCCUGCGUCCCACAUGUAGUGACAGUGCAUUUCCCCCGCCUCUUUGUGCAUCUGCUCUUCCAAGUGUUCUUCAGCACUUUGGAGAUGCCAGAGGAUCUCAAUGCCUUCUGGAAGGGAUGCCAGGAGCAACACGGCCUUGCCAUCAGCCCCAACAGCUUUGCAGUGCAGGCCCUGAAGUCCCUGCUCUGCCAAAUGCAUCGUGAGGAAGUGGUGGUGGAAAUGGAACACAAGCGUGGCUGGGACAAGCUGCUCAGUGCUGACACCCACCACUAUGCCGUGGGUCUGCUGGCCAGGGAGAUGUCGUCUGCCUCUAUCCCCUUGUGUUCCCGCAUUGUUCCCUACCUGCUCCAGCUGCUCAGCACACAGGAGGCACGCUGGGAUCUGCCUGCCCUGGCAUUCCUUGUGGAGAUCCUGGACUACCUGGACUUGAGCGAACGCAGUGCUAACAGAGUCCUGGAAAUCUUCUCAAGGCACCUGAGUAGCGAGAGCAGGGACAAGCGUCACCUGGCACUCAGGGCCCUUUUCAAGUUGAUUGAUGAUCCCUCGAUGGCUGAAAAAAUGCAGAGCCUGACUGAAAGUCUUGUGGAGCUCCUGUGGGAUGCAGAUGGAGAGAUAGUUAGGAAGGCAAUCAUGGUGCUCAGCUUUAUAGUUUUGGACAAGGACAUGCUGAUACCCAGCCACAUGGCUCUGCAGCUGGCUGAGGCACUCCUGCCACUCUUUGACCAUGAUAAUAGCCAGGUGCAGCUGGUGUCCAUAUUAUUCUUCCGAUCGCUGAUGACUGUUCUAACGGAAAAGGAAAAAAAGGCCCUGAAGUCACACGUGCACCAGAGCCUGCUGCCACUCUUCUUCCACUGCCAUGACGAGAACCAGCAGGUGGCGGAGGCUUCUUGGGCAACGCUGCUUUGUGCGGCUGAGUUCCUGAAGAGGAGAGAUCUGGAAAGACCAGUGAAGAAGAAGAAGCUGUGGAUGAUCACCGAGUGCCUGGUAAGGACGGCUUGGAAGGCCCAGCCUCAGCCUGGAGAAGCCCCCUGUCUCCGGCGCUCGGUUUGUGGGGCUGGCAGCUGUGCCCCUGCCCAGUGCCGCAGCCGGCCACACGGCUUCUUCUCCAGGCUCCCGUGGCCCCGAGCCGGGUGCCAAUGGAGCCCCACACUGGGGCUGCGGGCAGGGGCGGCACCGCGGCUCCCCGGGCAGCAGCCGGCCCUCUGCCCCCUCCAGAGCCCGGCGCCAGCGGCUGCUGGCCGGGCCUCAGGGCUGGGCGGGCACGGGAGGCCGGGGCUGGCCGCAG
This is a messenger RNA of Cyanistes caeruleus (blue tit), 2579 nucleotides long. The record is from RefSeq and is a predicted model, not a curated record. Lineage: Eukaryota; Metazoa; Chordata; Aves; Passeriformes; Paridae.